CCUCCUUCUCGUUCAACAUGACAGAUGCCGCUGUGUCCUUCGCCAAGGACUUCCUGGCAGGUGGAGUGGCCGCGGCCAUCUCCAAGACAGCGGUAGCGCCUAUCGAACGGGUCAAGCUGCUGCUGCAGGUGCAGCACGCCAGUAAGCAAAUCACUGCAGAUAAGCAGUACAAGGGCAUUAUCGACUGUGUGGUUCACAUUCCCAAGGAGCAGGGUGUCCUGUCCUUCUGGUGUGGUAACCUGGCCAAUGUCAUCCGAUACUUCCCCACCCAGGCUCUCAACUUUGCCUUCAAAGAUAAAUACAAACAGAUCUUCCUGGGUGGUGUGGACAAGAGGACCCAGUUUUGGCGCUACUUUGCAGGGAACCUGGCAUCAGGUGGCGCUGCAGGGGCCACGUCUUUGUGCUUUGUAUACCCUCUUGAUUUUGCCCGUACCCGUCUAGCGGCUGAUGUGGGUAAAGCUGGCGCCGAAAGGGAGUUCAGAGGCCUCGGUGACUGCCUCAUUAAGAUCUACAAGUCGGAUGGGAUUAGGGGCCUGUACCAAGGCUUUAAUGUGUCUGUGCAGGGUAUUAUCAUCUACCGAGCUGCCUACUUCGGUAUCUAUGACACUGCAAAGGGAAUGCUUCCAGAUCCCAAGAAUACACACAUCUUCAUCAGCUGGAUGAUCGCUCAGUCCGUCACAGCCGUGGCUGGAUUGACUUCCUACCCAUUUGACACUGUCCGUCGCCGCAUGAUGAUGCAGUCAGGGCGCAAAGGAACUGAUAUCAUGUACACAGGCACACUUGACUGCUGGAGGAAGAUUGCUCGUGAUGAAGGAGGCAAAGCUUUUUUCAAGGGUGCAUGGUCCAAUGUGCUCAGAGGCAUGGGUGGUGCUUUUGUGCUUGUCUUGUAUGAUGAAAUCAAGAAGUUCACAUAAGUUAUUUCCCAGUUUGUUUCCCCCUGUGAACAGGCAUGUUGUAUUAUAUAACAUAUCUUGAGCAUUCUUGACAGACCGUUGGCUGUCUGUAUCAAUGGCAACUACCUACUGGUUGAAAAUGGGAGCAAUAAUAUUCAUCUGGCCAGUUUUCUCUUAAAGCCAUUUCCAUGAUGAUGAUGGGACUCAAUUAUAUUUUUUAUUUCAGUCACUCCUGAUAAAAUAAAAAAAUUUGAAGAAAUAAAAAUAUCUGAAA
This is a messenger RNA of Orycteropus afer afer, 1167 nucleotides long. RefSeq names its product solute carrier family 25 member 5 (gene SLC25A5). Gene Ontology annotation, molecular function: ATP:ADP antiporter activity. Lineage: Eukaryota; Metazoa; Chordata; Mammalia; Tubulidentata; Orycteropodidae. Gene Ontology annotation, cellular component: mitochondrial inner membrane. Gene Ontology annotation, biological process: mitochondrial ATP transmembrane transport; mitochondrial ADP transmembrane transport. The record is from RefSeq and is a predicted model, not a curated record.